GCUGGCAGCCGGAAGUGUUGGUGUGGCUGCCCCGGAAGGGGUGGCAUGGCGGCGGCGGCAGCGGCGGCGGCACGGGCAGCGGCUCUGGAGCUGGAGGCGGCGGUGCCCAGGGAUGUGACGCUCUUCCGACACGAGCGCGGUCCCUUCUUCCGCCUGGUCGGGCUCUUCUGCGUGGGGCAGGGGUGCUUCUGGGCUGGCUUGGCCCACUUCGCCUUCACAGCACUGCGCCCUGCACCCGGUCCUGAUCUCGGUCCUGCUCCUGGUCCCGGUCCUGAUCCUGGUCCCGGUGCCGAUGACCCCCUCCGGCCCCGGGACCACAAGUGGCGCCUCGGCUUCACCGCUUCCUGCCUCACCCUCGGCUCGCUGAUCGUGGCAGCGGGCUGCGUGUUCCCGCUGCGCGCCGUGCGGCAGGUGACACUGCUGCGGGGGGGAGCGGCCGUGGCUAUCAGCACCCACGGGCCGCUGGGGCUGGGCCGUGGGCCCUCCUUCACCGUGCCGCUGCACCACGUCUCGUGCCGAGCCCACCGUUCCGAGGUGCCUGCCAUGAUCCCCCUCAAGGUGAAGGGGCGCCCCUUCUUCUUCCUGCUGGACAAGCGGGGCCAGCUCUACAACGCUCGUCUCUUUGACAUCACUGUCGGUGCUUACCGUAAGCUGUAGGAAGCAGGGGGCUCCCAGUGUCCCCUUGUUCGCUCUGUCAUUUCCCAGUAAACCCUGAGCCACC
Cygnus atratus (black swan) is the source of this 721-nucleotide messenger RNA. RefSeq names its product transmembrane protein 223 (gene TMEM223). The record is from RefSeq and is a predicted model, not a curated record. Gene Ontology annotation, cellular component: mitochondrion. The coding region runs from base 46 to 657 and encodes 203 amino acids. The transcript is spliced from 2 exons. NCBI's taxonomy places the organism in Eukaryota, Metazoa, Chordata, Aves, Anseriformes, Anatidae. Gene Ontology annotation, biological process: nervous system development.